AUGUUGCUGUGCGUCAUGUGCCUGCUCCUUGCCUGCCUUUCUCUGACUCAAGGGAAACAAUUGGACAUCUCCUGUAAGCCUUGUGUAUGUAGGGUCACACCCAAUGGAAAGUUGAUCGCCAAUUGUAAGGGCAAACAUCUAUCUAACAUCCCCAAGCAGAUCCCAAAUUCAGUAUCAUACCUGUGUUUGUCUCAAAACAGUAUUAAGCAUCUGCCAGUUGGCUCGUUCCGACGGUUCUCUGCUUUGGAACAUCUUGAUCUGUCUUUCAAUCAACUGAAAAGAUUGCAUGUACACACUUUUGCAGGAGCUACAAAUCUGCUACAUUUGAACCUCAAAGGAAACCAUCUCCAACUUAACGAAUCAGCAUAUCCAGAGGGCAUAUUUAGAGAGCAGAAAAAAUUGCUUACGCUGAACAUCGCAAACAACAAGAUCGCAGAUUCAGUAUACCCAGAUAAAGCGCUUGGUGAUCUUACUGCUCUUCAGAGACUUUUCAUUGACGGUGUUCGGAAUGCCUCGUUUGGGACUGGAUUUUCGAAACUGAAGAAUCUUACUACGCUGUCGUUAUCAGGCAAAAGGGGCCACUGCUCAGUUCAAACCCUGUUGAAUACAUCAUUUCUCUACACCCCAUCUGUCAGGAACCUGGACAUAAGCAAAUGUAGAAUCAACUAUAUUGAAGCAAAUAUAGAAAAUGUUAAAGCGAAGCUCCAAGUACGUUGCAAAAUAGUUAUUCCCCCUCCUGUCUACAGCAGUAGAGGAAUACUGCUUUCCAUGUUGAUAUUUGGAGCUGGUAUGGUGUACCGAUAUCGAUGGAAGCUACGCUAUCUGUACUACACCACAAGACGGAAGUACAGGGGGUAUCAAAGACUUGGACAAGAAGAAGACCAUUUUACUUAUGAUGCCUUUGUUUCCUAUGCUGAGGCAGACAGAGGUUUCGUCAUUGAAGAAAUGCGGGCUGUUCUAGAGAGAACCCACGGCUUGAGGUUGUGCAUCCACGACCGUGACUUCAUGGUUGGUGAAGCCAUUACCGCCAACAUCAUCAAUGCUAUUCAGUCAAGCAGGAAGACCAUUGCUGUUUUGUCACCUAGCUUUGCAAAGAGCUCCUGGUGUGACUAUGAAGUUCACAUGGCCAAGUUGGAGAGCAUCCACACUGGAAGAGAUGUCCUAUGUGUGUUGUGGUAUACCGAUAUACCGGACAAUAGAAUCCUCAGUAGAGAUAUUCGGGACAUGAUUGAGUAUGACACGUAUAUUAAGUAUCCUACACAAGAAAAUGACAAAGAAGAGUUUUGGACGAAAGUCAAAGCUGCAAUCAGCUUUUAAGACUGAUGCAUCUGACGUUAGAUGCUUUUGUAUAAUGAGAUUUAGUGUGAUCAGUCCAGCUGGCAUCAGUUUCUUGGAUAUUAAAAGCAAAGACUUGAUCGGAUUGUCAGCAAUACAGGCAAACAUGUGCAGCUCACAUGACAUAUAUACCGUUCUACUCAUUGAACUUGAACAUGAUUCACUCAUACUUCCCACGAAUGGUGAUCGGAAGUGUAGGAGACAUCGAGGAUCAAAAUGCGUAACAUUCUAAAUUAGCAAAGUGGA
Messenger RNA from Haliotis rubra (blacklip abalone), 1581 nucleotides. Its product is annotated as toll-like receptor 4. The record is from RefSeq and is a predicted model, not a curated record. Gene Ontology annotation, biological process: immune response; toll-like receptor signaling pathway. Gene Ontology annotation, molecular function: protein binding; transmembrane signaling receptor activity. NCBI's taxonomy places the organism in Eukaryota, Metazoa, Mollusca, Gastropoda, Lepetellida, Haliotidae. Gene Ontology annotation, cellular component: membrane.